AUGCCGUAUGGGUCAUCCGGCGCUGGGCCAUCCACCCCCUCCGCAUCUCUCACUCGGCGCCCACAAGGUGCUCGUCGUCGCGGCCUCCCCAGCCUCGUCAUUGCCAACCCAGACAACUCAGAUGAGGACGGCGAUUCUCCUCCAAAAACGAAUACCCAGCGGUCACCGUCUGGUGCAGGGGCUUCCCCCGUCAGCGUAGCCUCGAGCUCGGGCAGGGGAAAUGUCCCCAUCCCCCAGCCGCCAUCCCCGUCGCUAAGCGUCAAGGACCGGGGCAAUCUUCCCUACCCUUCAAUACCAGCCCCUCAAUCAUCACCGCUACCUACGAUAUCGGCAUUCCCCAGCCCCCAGCCGCUCAUUCCUACCUUAUUGCCCUCGCAAUCGGCGUACGGGCCUCCAGAUCUAUCUCCAGCCCCCCCGCAGCCUCCACCACAACCGCAGCGACAUCUACAACGUGCUUUUACGACACCUAUACCUGAGCCCGUACCCCGACCGCAUGCUGAACAUUCAGCUAGCGCCGGCGUCUACCCUCCGAGCUCACCAUCUCGCGCCCUGCCCCCGCUGCCUUCUCCUAGAGCUGCCAAUCGCCAAACCACACUCCCAUCUCCACAGAGCCAUCACCCACCAUAUUUUCAAGGGCGUGUGUCGAGCCCUGACGAUCUGAUUAGCCCUGCGACUGGGAGUGAGGGUGGAGGAAGUAUUAUGAGUGUGAAUAUGGCUCAUAGGAAUCGGUCCGGGUCGGUGCAGGGGCAGCAGGUGCGUCUGCAAGUGACCACGGACAAUGAGGCGUUUCAUCUGGUGGAUAUCACGGGCAUGAACACGGCAGAAGGGAUACGCGAAAAAGUCUUCUCAAAGCUACGGAUACGUGACGAUGACUAUCCUACGCUGUCCAUGUACAGGACAGAGAUCGGCGAGGCAGCAGACGAGACGCCUAUUCUGCCCGCUGCCCUUCUCAGUCUCUGCAGUACCCUUGGUGAUUCGAGAGCCAGCCUCAAGUUCCUCGUCAAGCAGACCGAUGUUCCUCCGUCCACAGCUGCCUCGGUCAUUCCACCUGUCGCCCCCCAGAAUGAUUACUCCUACAGCCGGCGAUCAGGCAUGACUCCUAUCACUACAGAUCUUCCCAAUCCCCUCCUCGACCGUGUCACGAGCCGGCAUUCAAAGGAAGGCAAUGCGGACGAGUGGGGGAUUUCGAGAAGUGCGAGAAAGCCGAGUGUCUCAAACGCUGGAGUACGGCUAUCAAACUCCACGGGGGGCUCAAAGUCGCCCAUCACCGAACAUUCAAACUCUGUGGGCACAAGCUCUCCAGCUAUACCGACACCUCCUGUAGUGCUCCAAGGCAUCCCACUACAAAUACGAGAACCAUCUAUAUUGUCUUCAUCCCCAUCCAGCCGACCAUCUAGCAACAACUAUGAUGCGACAUCCCCUAUUGACCACUCCAAGUCUACUCCGAUCCUGGUCCACUCUGGCCCUUCCAACGAAAACAUUUAUUCCGGCAACGCUUCGGCUGGUCCUAGCAACCGCUCGAGAAUGGACCAGCAGGGUCUUGGUCUCAGCUUGGACGAUGACAUGGACCCCGAGACGAGAGCUCUGAUCGAGCAGCUGCAGAGAGAAGAGCUAGAUGCCCAACGGGAAGAGGAUGAGCGGAAGAGAAAAGACGAAGAGCUGGCCAUCAGGGAGCAGCAGAGCGAGAGAGAGCUAUGGGAGAUGAUGCAGCAGAUGCAGAGGGAGAAGAGGCAAAGAGAGCAAGCUCAGAUCGCCGAUGACGAAGCUCGAGCUAGACAAUUUGAAGCAGAGCAAAGACGAGAAGAAGAGGAGAGACAAGCCCAGGAAGCUGUACGGGCGGCCUGGGAGGCUGAACAAAGAGAACACCAAGAGAACCGAUUCCACACGUUUGAACAGGACCGGCGGCAACGGAAAAAGUUCUUCAUGGACCAAGCAAGGAAUGGGAUGUCUAUCGAGGACACGACACGCGAUGCCACAUGGACCGGCGCUGGUGCUUCCACUGACCCCAUAUUGGGCGCAAGACGGCCGUCAGAUGGUAGGGCACCGCUGAUUUCUACGCCCACACCGCGCCCCUCCCAGACUCCAAUGCCUGCGCGCCAGAACAGUCAACCUGUCUAUCCCAUACCUCCUUCUCCUUAUCCCACUGAAGGCCUUUACCCUCCGUCUCGACGGCCUUCGGCAUUCACAUCCUCACCUUAUCCUGAACCGCCCUACGAUCGGUUGAGUGACCCCCGAUUACAACAAUCCACCGGGCGGACCACCGCUCCCGGGCAAAGGUCGCAGACUGCAACUCUUCCGCGCCCGGAAUCCCAGCGAUCUCGUCACCCCUUCAGCUACGUGCCUCAUGAACAGAGCAACGAUCAUUUACAGACCCCUGCGUUACAAGGCGCUCGUUCAAUGGACAAUCUGCGAAUCAUGUCGGGUCCGCAGGGUUUAGCAUCUUCCCGCCAGAAUGCCGGAUACAGUGGACCUCCCUCCCGAACAUCCAUUACGCCUGUCUCUGCAGUGUAUGGGGAAAGGAGAAAUCUCCAGCCAGUUGCUGCGGAGCCUGCGUAUCGAAGCCCCACGUCGGAGCGUGCCGGCGACUCUCGAUAUCCAGGUAGCGUACCAAUCAGGUCUGGCUCGACGUUUCCUCUAUCGAACAUUGACACGGGCUUGGUACCAUUCCCGUCGCCGCAUCCUAGCAGCGCAAGUCCAAAAACCGCUUCUUGGCAAGGGUCAUCACAUCCUUUCAGCAGCUCCGCUCCUCGAUCUUCUCGCGGGUCCACAUUUGAUACUAGCAGUAGGCCCAACACAGUUCAUUAUGAUCGGUCGCCUCCUCCUCCAACGUCACCCGAGACGACUAUCCCUCCUCGUCGUCCAUCUACGCUAUAUGAUGAGGUCUAUCCUGCCGAUGGCACGCAGACAGCUGGUAUGGAUGGACAAUACCACCAGCGCCAUGCUACGUCUUCUUUCCCUCUCGACCAUCGAUCCAGAAGCGGCAGUUUUUCGGCCUACAGAACGUCCUCGCCGAGCCCCACAGGAGGAUACCGUCGCCCGAGCCAGACUGCACACGACAGCGACGAAUCCCAGCUUCCUUAUGCUCACGACCCGAGAUCGGAGUCUUUGUGGCUUCCAGCUACCAAGAGUGGUAAGGGGAGGAGUGACACCGAUGCGUCGUCUCUGGCAGGUACUGUCAGCAGCGAGUCGACGGUGAGACCGUCUGAAGAUAAUGACUCUAGCGACACGGCCAAGGCAGGACAAUGGGAUAAGCAUCUGCGAGAUAUGAUGGCGAGGAACGUGGGUGACGGAGAUCAAACCUUUAUGCCAAGAAAAGAUGACGAGGAUGAGGCUACACUGUUCAUCUCCGCCCCUCCGACUCAAUCUUCCACUCCUGCCCCAACUCUAAGCAGGUCUGGUGCUGUCAGGCCAUCCCCGUCAAAACCCAAUCUCAUCGUCGAUACUGCCUCUCUCGACGAGGCAACAGAUCAGCGAACUUCUCGCGACCGAAACACUGGCACACCCUCUGACAGUGCCACCGAAUCCGAAGGGACGGGUGACUUUGAGGGCUCGAGAAUCAAGCGCGGCAAAUCGUUUGCCCGUCCUAAGGAUCCCAACCAAUGGAGCUUCCGUCCUGAUCCAGAGCAGCUGUAUGAGAACCUGGACACUGUCUUUCCUCAGAUCGACCUGGAUCGCCCUCUUGUGCAGGGCUCCGAGUCGCAACCGUCAACACCUGGUGCUGAAUCUCCUAGCCGUGUGGAGAUGGUGGGUGGAAUGCUCUUACCAGUCGGCGCUGCUCCAGGGAGACAAGGCGGCCCUCAAGCCGGGACCGGGUCACGACAGUGGCAAGGCCAGCAAGGUCCGCCCAGUUCUAGCAGUGUUCACCUCUCUCCUGGUGGGUUCAACCAAAGCAAAUUCAACAAGGCAGACAAGCGCCGCUCUCUCCGUUACAUUGCUCGAGACAAACAUCUCGAUCUUCAACGCCGUAUCUCUCGACAUGGCCCCCCUCCAGCUUACGACUUUGGCGAGGCUGAAGUCCCCGAGAUACCUACUCGAGAGUAUGCCGGAGUGGAAAAGACGGAAGAGCAGCUCAAGAAGGAUAAUAGGCGUAGCUCGAGCAUGUGGGAUCACAAACUCGUUGAAGUCACCCGGUUCGCGCAGGUCAAGGGCGACACCAUCCUCGAAUCUCCUGCGGACAGCCAGCCGGGAGUCGUGAGAUGGGUCAAGGGUGAACUUAUCGGCAAGGGUUCUUAUGGCCGUGUCUACAUUGCCUUGAAUGCGACAACUGGCGACAUGAUGGCUGUCAAGCAGGUCGAGCUGCCAGCGACAGAGAUUGAUCGACAUGACCAGAGGCAGCAAGGGAUGGUCAAGGCGUUGAGAGACGAGAUCGAGCUGUUGAAGGGUCUCGAGCAUACCAACAUUGUUGCAUACUUGGGGUACGAGACCUCUCCAGAAUACUUGUCUAUUUUCCUGGAAUAUGUUCCUGGUGGGACGAUCGCCUCCAUCUACCGUUCGCUCAACCAGGCUCGAUUUGAGCCUCAGCUGGUCAGGUCUUUUACUGAGCAGAUCUUGGAAGGUCUGGCAUAUCUUCACUCGAAGAACAUUUGGCAUAGAGAUCUGAAGGGAGACAACAUUCUGGUUGACGGUCAAGGUAUUUGCAAGAUUUCAGACUUUGGUAUCUCGAAGCAAACUUCCGACGCCUAUGACUCUUUCGGGCAAGCCACCAACAUGAAAGGAUCUGUCUUCUGGAUGGCCCCCGAAGUGAUGCAUGCCUACUCUGAGCGGUCCUAUUCUGGGAAAGUGGAUAUUUGGAGUCUGGGAUGUGUUGUGCUGGAGAUGUGGACUGGAAAGAGACCUUGGGGCGAGAUGGAGCAGAUUGCAGCGAUGUUUGAACUGUUCAACAAACGCCGCCCACCUCUUCCGGCGGACUGUAUCAUCUCCGCCGUGGCGCUCGACUUUCUCAAUGAAAAGUGUCUUCAGACGGACCCCCGUGACCGGCCCAUGGCGCGCGAUCUGCUCGAACAUGAGUUUAUCAGGGAUCGAGAUCCCAACUGGACGUUUGAGGAUAGCAAGAUAGGAAAAGCCGUGGCGAAGCGGGGGGCGAAGCGGAUGAAAGCGUGA
This is a messenger RNA of Cryptococcus wingfieldii CBS 7118, 5100 nucleotides long. Its product is annotated as STE/STE11/BCK1 protein kinase. Bases 1 to 5100 code for a protein of 1699 amino acids. The record is from RefSeq and is a predicted model, not a curated record. Gene Ontology annotation, molecular function: ATP binding; protein kinase activity. Gene Ontology annotation, biological process: protein phosphorylation. Lineage: Eukaryota; Fungi; Basidiomycota; Tremellomycetes; Tremellales; Cryptococcaceae. The transcript is spliced from 8 exons.